Messenger RNA from Rotaria sp. Silwood2, 342 nucleotides. NCBI's taxonomy places the organism in Eukaryota, Metazoa, Rotifera, Eurotatoria, Philodinida, Philodinidae. The record is from the annotation of a GenBank genome assembly.
AUGGAUUAUCGAUAUCCAGGUGAUCUUAAUCUAUGUAUUCAAGAUUUGGUAGAAAACAUUGAUCUUCUAGAAUCAAAAUAUAAUAUAGAACGAGCUGUACUUGUUGGUUGGUCAUUCGGUGAUGCUGUUGUAAUCUCGGCUGGUGCUCAAUGUAAUCUUGUUAAAGCUAUUGCUACUAUUGCAUCACAAACCGCUGAUACAAUUAGUGUUAGUCAGUUGGCUCAAAAAGGUAAAGCAUGUUUAUUUAUUCAUGGUAAAGCUGAUCAAUGUUUACCAUCACGCUGUUCUGAACAACUUUAUCGUCUUGUUGGUGAACCAAAAGAACUAGUUAGUUUUAUAUGA